GCGGCUUGGCGUGCGGAGCGGAGUGGAGCCACAGGCAGGCCACAGGCGCGCCAACGACGCGACGCGACGCGACGCCGCGGACGAACGCAAACGAACGACGACCGCUGUCGAGCGGCCUACGCGCCAGUAGGCCCCGCGACCAGCGACAAGUGGCGUGUGCAGUGCAGUGUGCGUGUGUGCGUGUGCAAGUGCAGUUGAGGGGGCUUCGAGGGAUGCAGCGCCCACGAUGGAUACGCCCAUGACGGAUACUUCGCACCGGCAGCGGCAGCGGACAGUCCUCAAGAUGUCCCGGGCCGUGCUGCUGGCCCUCGUGGCCGUCGCCGCGCUGGGCGGCGCCAGCGGCCAGUCCAACUACGCGAGCCAGGGCAACAGCGUGGAGUACGAGCCCAACUCCGGCCUCCCCGACCAGGCCACGCUCAACGGCAGGGUCACGAAGCUGGACGAUCUCUCGCCGGUCAUCUUCCUGAACCGCACCAAGGCGGUGCUCAACUGCGAGGCGGGCUCCAUGAAGGCCGAGCUCAAGUUCAACGAGCCCUUCUUCGGCAUCGUGUACGCCGACUUCGACCGCAACUCGGCCUGCCAGGUGGCCGGCAAGGGCGCGCUCAGCUACCGCAUCGAGCUGCCCCUCAAGGGCUGCGGCACGCGCCAGGACCCGCAGCGCGUGUUCACCAACAACAUCGUGGUGCGCUUCCACCCGGGCCUGGAGAUGGACGGCGACGAGGUCAUCACCAUCGUGUGCCGCUACCCGCCGCCCAUCGCCCAGCCGCCGGCGUUCUUCGCGCCCAUCAUCGAGACGCCGCCCGUGAUCCCGGUGGAGCCGCCGCUGCAGGGCUUCCAGAUCCUGCUCAUCAUCUGCGCCAUCCUGUUCCUGUCGCUGCUGCUGCUCGGCCUGGGCUGCUCGUACUACUGCCUGCGGAACAGGAACAUCCAGGUGGUGCGGCGCGCGCCCUUCGUGGCCGACACCGAAUCGGAGAGCUCCAAGUUGUCGAACCCUUCGCUGGGGCCGGUGUCCCUGUUCGAGGGCCUCAAGAUACCACGCGCGCACACCGCCGUGUCUCUGUCCAGCUCGGAGCAGCACCUGGUGUCCGAGCCCUCGGACACGCUGCCGUCGGACUACCCGAGCGAGUCCCCCAGCUCGGCGCACUCGGAAGUGGAGGAGGUGGAUACGCGGAGCCUGCGCAGGCCGUCCACCGUUAGCUCCGGCUCCUACGAACCGCACCACAAGAUGGAGGUCCAGAUGCGCGUCAAGCGCUCACCGCCGCCACCCUCGCCGCCCGGCUCGGACCUGGAGUCGCACCUCACCCUGCAGCAGGACAAGCUGACCACCAUCCUGGAGCAGCGCGAGGACACGCCGUCCAUCCACAAGACCACCUUCUCCUACGUGCCCGAGCUGCACCCGGUGCCCGGCGCGUCGGCGGCCGCGGCGGCCCCGGUGUACUCCCGCAUCACGCGGCGCCAGCAGGUUGUCCGCGCCGCGCCGCCGCCACCGCGCCCCAGCAUCUCCACGUUGACGACGGAGACGGCGGACCUGCGCACCAUCGUCGACACCCAGGAGAUCGAGACCGCCCAGCGCGUGGCCGUCGCGCCCCGGCUGCCGCCGCCCAUCGUCGAGGAGAUCGUGGAGCAGAUCGAGGCCCCCGUCGUGGCGGAGCGGCGACCCGAGAUCACCAGCCACGUCGUGGACGACGUCUUCCUGCGCACCAUCACGGAGAAGAGGACCAUCGAGGACAUCGAGCGACACCGCCGACAGGUGAAGGAGUUCCACGCCAAGCCGCCGCCGCCGAACCCCAAGUGGGACGUGGUGAUCCGCAACUACCCCGCGCCCGGACAGGAGCUGCUCCAGGAGCCGGCCACCGACUGGGAGAGCUACUCGGAGACGUCCUCCGCGUCCGGCUACCCGACCACGCCCGUGCUGGAGAGGCCCCUGGAGAAGCACAUCACGGAGAGGCGCAUCAACCAGCAGCACCUCACGGAGCACCUGCAGCAGCGCUCGGAGCUGCACCGCUCCAGCGUGGACGUGGAGAGGACGUACCGCUCCUCCAUGACCAUCCCGCCGCCGGAGCCGCCACCGCCCAACUGGGACGUGCUGAUCCGCGUGCUCGACCAGCCCGAGCCGCCAGAACCGCGCGACGGCGACGACCUCAGCGUCAGCGAGGUUGGCGAGGAGCCCAUCAGCUCCCCGAUGACGACGACAACGACGACGGCGCUGACCCAGGAGGACCGAAAGUGGCGCCAGAUCCUGACGACCGAGUCCUCGCUCCGGACGCUGCUCACGGAGGCUACCAUCAAGGAGGACUACGAGCGCAUCCGCCGCGACGAGCGGUACGAGCGCCUGUUCGAGCCCGCCAAGUGGGACGUCAUCAUCCGCGUGCUCGCGCCGCCGGAGCGGCUUUACGACCCGAAGGGCGGCCCCGCCAACGGACAGCGCUACCGCCGCAAGGCCGACUGGGACACGCGCAGCAGGCGGUCCUCGCUGCCCACGCUGUACGAGUACGACUCGGACGCCACCAGCUCGCUGACGAUGACCACGGAGCACGACGGCCACGAGGGCGGCGCCAUGAGCGGCCUGGACCUGGCGCGGUCGCGGCGCACCAGCCGCUCCAGCAUGCCGUCCAUGUCGGACAUGGACGUGCGCUCCAUGACGGAGGUCAUGGUGGACUACACGCGGCCGGAGCGCGCCGACACGCUGAGCGACGCGAGCGGCCCGUCGUCGCUGUACUACCGCGGUGGGCCCGCCUCGGCGUCGCGGCGCUUCUACGACGAAGAGGACGCCAUGGAGGACGACUACGGCACGCUGGGGCUGGCGCGCUCGCUCAGCCAGCCGUCCCUGGCGCGCUCCGCCUCCGAGUUCACCGAGCACUGGGCCGUGGUGCGUGGCCAGUCACCGUCGCCGACGUCCCCGCGGUCGUCGGCGCGGUCCACGCGGUCUAGCCGAGGCCGCGGACCCGCGCCCCUGCCGCCCGGACACACCGCCUCGACCUCGACCACCACGACCGCCGUGGUGCACCAGGCCGCCGAGCAGGGCGCGGCCAGGUCGCAGUCGCAGUACCAGACUAGGUCGUCGUACGUGGCGCAACGCGGCUGGUUCAGCGAGCAGUGAGGCAGUGAGUCGCUGGCAGUGACCGCCAGGCUCGCCUCGCCGCCAGGGAAGCCCCCGCCCCCGCCUCCCUGCCACGGCCAUAGAGUUCACGCGACAGGCUGGUGCUUCGGAGGGCUGCUGCUACCCGAGGCCCUGAGUCUACGAACCAAAUUUGGCCUUUUCGCAUUGUACUUUUGUAUUUUUCUUAAUGUCGAGUUUUCUUGCAUCUCUCGUUGUUCGUUUGUUUUGGGCCUCAGGUAGCGGCUUUCUUUACAACGCGGCAUUUGACUGAUAUAUGUAUAUGUGACCCCGCGUUCGUGUCAAUUCCUUCUUUCCUCGCCUCGAUUUGCAAUAAUUGGAAAAGGAAUGUCACAAGACUUAAUUCUUUACUAAGACCAAGUUUUAUUGAAUGAAAUGUCUCACAAUUUACUAAUCCAUGUGCCAAAUUUAACAUUUAUUAAUUGAUAAGUUAAAGCGUUCAACCCAUUGAUAAUUUGACUUUUGCUACUCGUUAAAACAAUUGAGUGAGGAUCUUUUUUAUCAGACAAUCUCAACAUUCUUCCGCGCUUAUCCUUUUGUUUCCCUGUUCUCAAGAGGAGAACCAUUUGAACAAUGAGAGUUUAAUCUAUUUAUAUAAGCUGCACAGGGUAAUAUUUUUGAAGACUCUUUGCAGUUACUGUAACAAAUGCUGUGAUAACGACAAAUGAUUUGGAAUGGAUAUGUCAAGCGAAAGUGCUAUGCUGCAAGGGGGAAACUUCUUUUUUAAGAUCACGGUCCCUCCCCAGCAGCUCCAAGAAUUCUGAUUCUCUACGCCAGAGACUUGUUCCGUUUAAAAAAAGGAGAAAAAGAAACAUGCAAGAACACAUCCAUUCCUUAUGUUAUUGACUAGUUUAUGCGUUUACUCUAAAAUUGUGAAUGUAGCUCUAUAGCGAGAGGUUUACCCUUCUCAACCUUUGCUUCCACAUAAUGUGGUAGGAGCCACAUUAUUCUGGAGUUCACCUAAAUUUUCAUUUAUCCACUCAAACUUUGUAAAUAGAAAUUAAGUUAAUGUAGUGAGAUUCGUGAAGACUAAUUUUAGAGGUAAAAAGAGUGGAACUGGAGAUUUAGGUGUUUCUAUUGUGCAAAGAAAAUGUUCUCGAUUAAAUUUAUGGAUGAAA
This is a messenger RNA of Thrips palmi, 4236 nucleotides long. RefSeq lists its product as uncharacterized. The record is from RefSeq and is a predicted model, not a curated record. NCBI's taxonomy places the organism in Eukaryota, Metazoa, Arthropoda, Insecta, Thysanoptera, Thripidae.